Molecule: messenger RNA, 896 nt
Organism: Asterias rubens (European starfish)
Lineage: Eukaryota; Metazoa; Echinodermata; Asteroidea; Forcipulatida; Asteriidae
Exons: 3
Coding region: 28-390 (120 amino acids)
Source: RefSeq, a predicted model, not a curated record
UUGGGGGCUGAGACACCAAGCAGCAACAUGAAGAAUUUAUGCAUUCUUGUUUUCUUGUUGAUAUGUGUGGGUUACUGUCAGGCUAAGUUCUGCUACUCCUGUACUGGGUUUGAUGGCUCAUCCUGUGGGAGCACGACGUUCUGGGGAGAAGACCCACGAGUUGGAAAGACAGAAUGCCCAAGAUUCUGCGUGAAAGAGAUCGGCACGGAUGAGCUGACAAAGAGACGCGUCACAACCAGAGGCUGCGCCGGGAACGACUGCAAAGACGGCACGGUAGGGGGGGUUCAGAAAUACUGCUGUGAAUUCACGGAGUUGUGCAACGGCGCAACCAAGGCGACUACUAGCUUGGCUGUCUUCGCUGCGGCCGCCAUCUUUGCUCUGCUGGUCUAGUUUCCGGAUGCAGUUCCAGACUGUGUAGUGAUAAAUGGAGUAAAAAAGGCGGUCAAACCAAGGGCGCAGUUCAUUAAGCCCGUAAACACAACAAAAAACUACCUAAACACAGAAAAGAAUUGCUGAACAUCAAUAGUUACCAGCCAAAAUAAAAUUAAGUUUACAUUGUUGUGACGUACUGGUGCCCUAUCAUCUUUUGCUCAGCAGAAACAUAAAUGCCAAGCAGCAUAGCGGCUUUAUGAAUUUGGCCCAGCCUGAACUAUCUUUGUUGAAGCCGUCAUCUUUGCUCUACUUUUCUAGUUUUCGGACGCAUUUUUACACGUGUACAUUUUUUAUUCACUAAAAAGCAGUAGUUAGAUGUGCUUUAGCUACGUAUGUUACACUCCUUUGGUUUCUGUACGAAUUAAAAGGGAUCAGCCUUUAGCUUUAUUGAAAACAUAACAAGAGUUUGGGUUAAAGGCAGUGGACACUAUUGGUAAUUGCUCAAAAUAAUUAUUAGCAUAAAA